UAGGCCGUUGCUGACUCCCACUUUUGCCGGUCAUUAACAAAAAUUAGUUUGUCCUAUUCGUUAUCAGUAGCCUCCAAAACUUAGUUUACAGACCUUAUCUCAUAUAGUCACGUCACAUUACAAGUAUAAAAAUCUUUAUUUUAACAUGUCUUCUUUAUUUAAAGAUUUGCCUUCGGCCGUCAUGUAAUUCCUAGAUCAUAAAAGCCAUGAAUGCUGCAUUCGAAGGAAAAUUGUUAGGCACAGAUGGGCAGUAAAUGUUUUUAUAUUUUAAAAAUCUAGAACCACAUUGUAAUUUUUUUAUAGGCUGAAAGACUCGAAAUUUGUCGUUUUAAUCUGACUAUGUAAUCACCCUGUUCAAAUUUCACCAUGAAUUCGUUAAUAAAAAGUAUUGCUGGAACAUCCAAGAAAGUUGAUACCAUCUUUAUGUCAGCAAUUUUAUCAUUUAGGAUGGGUAACAGGAACUGGUGGCGGUAUUUCAAUGAAGUUGAAUAAUGAGAUUUUUAUAGCUCCAUCCGGUGUUCAAAAGGAGCGUAUAGAGCCCGAAGACUUGUUCGUUCAAAAUAUUGAUGGAGAGGAUUUGCAGUUACCUCCUGCCUACAAAAAUUUAUCGAAGAGUCAAUGUACUCCAAUGUUUAUGCUGGCCUAUCGUCAUCGUAAUGCAGGUGCAGUCAUACAUACACAUUCCCAGCAUGCUGUAAUGGCCACUCUAUUGUGGCCUGGAGAAGUAUUUCGCUGUACUCAUUUAGAAAUGAUUAAAGGCAUUUAUGAUGAUGAUUUAAAAAGAUAUCUACGUUAUGACGAAAAAUUGGUCGUUCCUAUUAUUGAGAAUACACCCUUGGAAAAAGACUUAAAGGACACAAUGUAUGCCGCUAUGAUGAAAUAUCCGGGAAGUUCUGCAGUUUUAGUGCGUCGACAUGGGCUUUAUGUUUGGGGCCAAACAUGGGAGAAAGCGAAAACAAUGGCGGAAUGUUACGAUUACCUGUUCGCUUUGGCUGUCGAAAUGAAGAAGGCAGGUCUAAAUCCCGAAGAAGUACCAAAUCAGUAAAUCAUUUGUUACUUAAAAUACAAAAAACUGUAUUUUUUUUUUUUGUUAUAUAAAAAUGAAAACAAUAAUCUCCCGA
Messenger RNA from Stomoxys calcitrans (stable fly), 1121 nucleotides. Its product is annotated as probable methylthioribulose-1-phosphate dehydratase. Gene Ontology annotation, cellular component: cytoplasm. Gene Ontology annotation, molecular function: metal ion binding; methylthioribulose 1-phosphate dehydratase activity. NCBI's taxonomy places the organism in Eukaryota, Metazoa, Arthropoda, Insecta, Diptera, Muscidae. The record is from RefSeq and is a predicted model, not a curated record. The transcript is spliced from 6 exons. The coding region runs from base 479 to 1045 and encodes 188 amino acids.